Molecule: messenger RNA, 624 nt
Organism: Caenorhabditis briggsae
Lineage: Eukaryota; Metazoa; Nematoda; Chromadorea; Rhabditida; Rhabditidae
Exons: 3
Coding region: 1-624 (207 amino acids)
Biological process (GO): glutathione metabolic process
Molecular function (GO): glutathione transferase activity
Source: RefSeq, a predicted model, not a curated record
AUGGUUCACUACAAGCUAACAUACUUUGACGCUCGUGGAUUGGCUGAAACAGCUCGUCAACUAUUUGUUCUCGCUGAUGUUGAGUUUGAAGAUAAUCGAUUGACAGUAGAAGAGUUCCAAAAACUGAAACCUUCUCUGCCAGCUGGCCAAGUUCCAAUAUUGACUGUUGAUGGAUUUGAAAUCUCCCAAUCUGCUACUAUCUGGAGAUACUUGGCACGAAAGUUUGGUUAUGCUGGAAAAACUCCAGAAGAGGAGGCAACUGCUGACUCGAUUGUGGAUCAUUUCAAGGAUUUUCUAAACAGCUUUAAGCACUACGGAGCUGGUCUCUUCUUUGGAAAGACCCAGGAAGAAUUGGAUCGGGCUCGCAAAGAAAUUGUGGAACCAGCAGUACAAGUAUACUUCUCUAUCUUGAAGAAUCAAUUGGAGAAAACUAAAACUGGAUAUCUCGUUGGGUCUGAAUUGACGUAUGCUGAUGUUGCGGUUGCUGAGAAUCUGACUACCCUGAAAAAUACGGCGUUCUUCCAUCCAGAAGAAGAAAAAAGUAUUGCUUCAUUCCAUCAAAAAGUUCUGGAAACUCCAAAGUUGAAGGAGUAUUUGGAGAAAAGAAAGUUUUCAACUCUUUGA